Molecule: messenger RNA, 1093 nt
Organism: Linepithema humile (Argentine ant)
Lineage: Eukaryota; Metazoa; Arthropoda; Insecta; Hymenoptera; Formicidae
Product: RNA-binding motif protein, X-linked 2-like
Biological process (GO): mRNA splicing, via spliceosome
Cellular component (GO): catalytic step 2 spliceosome; U2 snRNP; precatalytic spliceosome
Molecular function (GO): RNA binding
Source: RefSeq, a predicted model, not a curated record
AAUACCUAGUAACUUUUGCGGACUUUCGGUGCGGAUUACGGAUUACGGGCUGUAUGUGACGGCACCCUCAGGAACCUCAGGAAUCAGCGUUUGCAAGAAAUAAACAUAUGUAUACAAAGGCGAUAAACUAACACAAUAAACUAACAAUAUAUUUAUUUUUUUGACUUGAACUGAUAAAUCAGUCAUUCUGCGAAGACUCUUAGCCUGUCCGGUACUAGUUUAUAGAAGAAGAAAAGGCAUCGUCAUUCGCAAUGAAUCCUUUAACUAAUGUUAAAAAUAUAAAAAAGCUCACUGAGCAAGAAUUACAAAGUGGCAAUAAAACAUCUUGGCAUGAUCAAUAUAAAGAUAGUGCAUGGAUUUUUAUUGGUGGUUUACCAUAUGACUUAACAGAAGGUGAUGUUAUUGCAAUUUUCUCUCAGUAUGGUGAAGUAGUACAUAUAAAUCUCAUUAGAGAUAAAGAUACUGGAAAACAAAAGGGAUAUGGCUUCUUAUGUUAUGAAGAUCAAAGGAGUACUAUUUUAGCAGUUGAUAAUUUUAAUGGUGUAAAGAUUUUAGGUAGAGUAAUACGAGUGGACCAUGUUUCCAAUUAUAAAGCACCAAAGGACUCCAAAAAUAUAGACGAGGAAACGAAAAAAUUACGAAAAGAAGGUUGCGCUCCAAAGAAAGAUUAAAAAUAUAUAUAAUAUGUUAAUUAUUAAAUAUUAAUAUCUAGAUAUUUUUUUAAUUAUAUUGCUAUACAUAAGGUUUAUACUUAAACUUGAUUAAUAUAAUAUAUUAUUGAUUAAAAGUUUUACUAAUUACAAGUAAUUUGUUACUGCAAGUUAAGUCUUUAGUGUUACAGUUGAGAUUAGAAAUAUUAUCCAAGUUUUAUCUCGUAUUAUUUCUAUCUCCAUACAGUCUUAUUUUCCAAUUUGAUUUUUUUAAAAUCUCAAGUACAGAGAACUGUAGUCUUAGGAGUUAUAAAGUUUUAAGAAGCUCUCUGUUUUUUAUAUGUGUUGAAGAAAAUAUAAUAUUUUAAUUGUGUCGUAGAAACAAACUUGUCAAUAAAUGUUUUUCUUGACAGAAUGAUAUCAAGAUGAGCCAAAUUCACUCA